CCCCCCGUGCACCCCUCGGCGCCGCGUUUCGGCGCGGCUCCCGGCGGCGCCAUGGCCUCCGACCCGCGUGGGAAGGCCGCGACGCUGGCCCUGCGGCGGCGGCUGCUCAGCAAUUCCUGCAGACUCUUUUUUCCUGAGGAUCCUAUUAAGAUUGUCAGAGGCCAAGGGCAGUACAUGUACGAUGAAGAGGGGACAGAAUACAUCGAUUGCAUCAACAAUGUGGCUCACGUUGGGCACUGUCAUCCUCUUGUGGUCCAAGCAGCACAUGAACAGAACCAGGUGCUCAACACCAACAGCCGAUACCUGCACGACAACAUCGUGGAUUAUGCGCAGAGGCUGUCAGAGACCCUGCCAGAGAAGCUCUGUGUGUUUUAUUUCCUGAAUUCUGGGUCAGAAGCCAAUGACCUGGCCCUGAGGCUGGCACGCCAGUACACAGGACACUGGGACGUGGUGGUAUUGGACCAUGCUUAUCACGGUCACCUGAGCUCCCUGAUCGACAUCAGUCCCUACAAGUUCCGGGACCUGGACGGCCAGAAGGAGUGGGUCCACGUGGCACCUCUCCCAGACACCUACCGGGGCCCCUACCGGGAGGACCACCCCAAUCCAGCUGUGGCCUACGCCAGCGAGGUGAAACGUGUGGUCAGCAGCGCACAGGAGAAGGGCAGGAAGAUCGCAGCGUUCUUUGCGGAGUCCCUGCCCAGUGUGGGAGGGCAGAUCGUUCCCCCUGCUGGUUACUUCCCGGAAGUGGCGGAGCACGUCCGCAGGGCCGGAGGGGUCUUUGUUGCAGACGAGAUUCAAGUGGGCUUUGGCCGAGUGGGCAGGCACUUCUGGGCCUUCCAGCUGCAGGGGGAAGACUUUGUCCCUGACAUUGUCACCAUGGGCAAGUCCAUCGGCAAUGGCCACCCUGUGGCCUGCGUGGCCACAACCCAAGCUGUGGCGAGGGCAUUUGAAGCCACCGGCGUUGAGUACUUCAACACGUUUGGGGGCAGCCCAGUGUCCUGCGCUGUGGGACUGGCCGUCCUGGAUGUCUUGGAGAAGGAGCAGCUGCAGGCUCACGCCGCCUCUGUGGGCAGCUUCCUGAUGGAGCUCCUUGGGCAGCAGAAAGCCAAACAUCCCAUCCUUGGGGACAUCAGGGGCGUUGGGCUCUUCAUUGGUGUGGACCUGAUCAAAGAUGAGGCCACGAGGAUGCCAGCAACCGAAGAGGCUGACUACGUGGUGUCCAGGCUGAAGGAGAACCACAUUUUGUUAAGCACGGAUGGCCCGGGGAAGAACGUCCUGAAGUUUAAGCCCCCCAUGUGCUUCACCUUGGACAACGCACGACUUGUGGUAGCAAAACUGGAUGCCAUCCUGACAGCAGAGGAGAAAGGCUGGCUAGUCUGGGUGGCUCUGCGGUCUUUCCCAGACAUGGAAGAGAAUGUGAGAAGCUGUGAGACCCUGAGGCUCCGGCCCUGAGGGAGGCCCUGCUGAGGCGUGUCCUUCUCUGGGUGAUGUCCCUCUCUGUGAGUGCCAACGCUAGGAGGCUCUGGCUGCUCCUCACCCCUCCCCGGCCAACAUCUCCCGAAUACUUUUGGAUUUGAUUGCUGGGCCAGGAGUGGCUAUUUCCUCUGCCAGCCAGUGCCUCUAAGGGAAAGGAAACUUCUGCCAGGCUCCCCCCCCACCUGGAGCCCCAGCCCAGUGCCGCCUCUCGCAACUACCUGGUCCUGGCCUUCCACUCGGUGCCAGAGCCAGCACGGCCUCGCCCAGGUCCAGCUGGCCCUUACGGCUGUGCUCUCCUCUUCAGGUUCACACCGCCUCCACCAGAAGGUAGAGAAUCCCACUGGUGAAGACAGGUGUUCCAAGGUGCUGCAGACUCACGCUACCCUGGGGCAGUGUCCCCACUGGGGAUGGUGAGCCCUCACUACACCAUCAUCACUCUCUUCAACAGCUGCCUCAAGCUUUCUUUAAAGGCUUGAGUCCUGGGCAGGGCCAGGGCCAUGUCAUUAAAAGAAAUUAGCUAAGGAUGCGGAUAGUGUGCGGUUAUGCCUGACAGGGCGGUUAGGUCAUGAAAGACACCGGAGCUCAGAAAGCUCUGGAGCACCUGCCCCCUUUCACAGUGUGCCCCACACUCACCCAGGCUCAGGGGUUUUUAAAUUUUUAUUUCAAAAGCUUGGAUAGCUUCAAUAUCCAGGUCGUGGCAAAAUCAGGACACGUGUAAAAUACCUUACAAUACAUUAGAUUCCCGAAAGGUACCAAAAAGUACAGUAAAAUUAACACUUCCAUUACAGGAAAUGUAUGACACAAAUAAUAUAAAAUUAAAAGGUGAAAAAAGGUGACACUGGUUUCCUAAGAUACAAUUUACUCUUUACAACCAGGGUCCACACAGAUGCAGGCUGCAGAGCAGCAGUGGGAAGCAGACCCUCCGGCCUGGCUCUGGGUCACCCGGUAAUAAAAAAUCAGCCCAUAAUGCCUCUCUGGCCUCUUAAGACACCACACGCUGCCUAAAACAACUAGAGCUCUGGAAAUAUUGAACAGGAGAGUGAUUUCCAGGGGGAAAUUUUUAAAUAAGAUGCACAUGGGACAGGCUAUAGAAAGUUUGCCAAGUUAAAUUUGGUACAUAAUUGUGUUCACUCGAUAUCCAAACAAAGCGUGUGCGGUCAGUCGGGCACUCCUGCCGAAGCCUCAGUAUGGCUUGUAGUUGUUCUGAUGGCCACCGCGUCGUUGGCUCUUCCCGUAAUUUGUGCUACCCUGACCUAGGGACGAGAACAACAGUGACAGCAGCUACAGCUUACUGAGCCUUUACCCUGUGCCAGGCGCUUGAGAGGCAUCCUCACCGGAGCCGACAACUCUGUCCAGCAGGAUGUCUUCCCACCUUCCUGAGGCCCACAGCUCAAGAGCUCCAAACUGGGGAGCUCCAAUGACCGAGCCAGGCCACAAAGCCCAGCCUGUCUGACUCCAAAGCCCCUGCUGCCAGCGGCCCAUGCUGCCAGCGGCCCCUGCACUGUCUGUCCUGCCUCCCGGGAUGGGCGAGCAGACGGGGGGUCUCCCUCUCUCCUACUUACUGUAGUCGUAGCCGGGGCCGUAGCCGUAAUAGCCAUAGGGCGAGUAGUCGUAGCCGCCAUAGCCAGGCCCGUAGCCCUGCUGGUAGCCGUAGCCCUGGUUCCAGUAGCUGCCGUAGCCCUGAUUCCAACUCUGACUCUGACCUGUGGGGGGAGCAGGGCACAGGGGCCCAUGGACCAUUUAGCACACGCAGGAGCUAGGAUGGAGGAGAUCCUGCCCUUUGGGUGGCGAGGUUACUAUGGCAACUCAGAAAGGCCAAGGGGCUGCUGUCCUGGUGUAAAGGGCCCUGGGCCCAGCCCUGCAGCUGAGAGACCCAAGCUGGGGAUGAGAAGGCCAGGCCAGGAAACUAACUUCGCUGGGGCAAAUGAGGCAGCUCACUCUCAUUCACGUCACCCUCUGAUCACCCCCACCCUCCCUGGCAGCUUGGCCUUAAAAAGGAUGGAGUUCAGGCUUUGGAGUCAGAGGGGCCUGGGAUGGAAGGUUAAGCGCCUGGCACAGCCUUGCCCUACCCUUCUGCCCACCUGCCCACGGGUGUGCCAAGACUCAGAACAGCCAGAGCCAAGCGCGCCCCACCGUGCCCCACCACUCAAGAGUGAUGCAGAUAGACGCCCCCUCUGCCCUGGGGCCCUACAGCUCUUCCACUCCAAGCAGCAACAGCACCACAGCCUCGACCCAGGAGAACCAGUCCUGGUCCUGCCCACCUGGCUGCACUGAGCACUGGAGGCCAGAAAGCCCCCAACGACAGGCACAGAAGCUCCAUGCAGGCAGGAAAACAGAACCUGUCUUCACUGGGGAUCCACUCACCUCCUCCACUUCCGCCACCACCGCCGCUGCCUCGGUUCCCUCGGUUGCGAUUCCCGCGGCCCCCGGAGCCAUACUGCUGCUGUUGAUAAACCUCUUUAGGCUGAGCCACCUUGAUUUCACACUGAAAGCCAAGAGAGCAGUGGGUCAUGCCAGCAAGAAGAGCUCUGGGCAGGGAGUGUGCAUAAAGGCCUUCACUGACCAACACUCAGAUGGCACAUCUUGUCUACCUGCUCAUAAACAGCACGUGCUGCAAUAGAAACCACCCCGGGACAGUACCCAGAAGCACAACUAGUACCCAGACUGAAACUCACACACAAGCGCCUUUUUGGCUCAAGCCCUUCCCCAGGACACUUGAAAUGAUGGGAUACACCAGUAGGUCUGCAGAGGGUCACCCUUGGGCGCUCCACAUCUAACAAGUGGGAGGAGAGCUGCAAGACAGCCGGGCCAGUGCCAGGCCAGUGGAGGAAGACACCACACCAGGUGUUAGUCUGCAGCCACCUUGGCCCUACUGGGCAAGGGAGUCAAAGAAGGCCUCCAUUAGAGAAAAAAAGCCUCCCUUUUCCCCCAACAAGAAAUAAAACAUCCCACUCAAAUAUGCCACUGAGGCAGCAACCCUAACCUCCAUCUUAUAUAGGAAGAAAGCCACUGACGUUCAAGGCAGGCCUUCCAUAAGGCCACAGUGCUCCCCCCACUUCCUCCAACCACUAGUCUGUUGUUGGGACGGGCUAGAUGUGUCCCCUUAGGGCCCAGAGACUUACUUCCUUUUUGCUCACAACUGUCUAGUGCAGGUGGGGUCACAGACCUUCCAGUGCUCCUACUCAAGUUUUUUUUUUUU
Camelus dromedarius (Arabian camel) is the source of this 4675-nucleotide messenger RNA. It is a transcript of the gene PHYKPL, whose product is annotated as 5-phosphohydroxy-L-lysine phospho-lyase. Gene Ontology annotation, molecular function: transaminase activity; pyridoxal phosphate binding. The coding region runs from base 52 to 1452 and encodes 466 amino acids. The transcript is spliced from 13 exons. The record is from RefSeq and is a predicted model, not a curated record. NCBI's taxonomy places the organism in Eukaryota, Metazoa, Chordata, Mammalia, Artiodactyla, Camelidae.